Molecule: messenger RNA, 3708 nt
Organism: Plasmodium relictum
Lineage: Eukaryota; Apicomplexa; Aconoidasida; Haemosporida; Plasmodiidae
Product: gamma-tubulin complex component, putative
Exons: 1
Coding region: 1-3708 (1235 amino acids)
Biological process (GO): mitotic cell cycle; microtubule nucleation; meiotic cell cycle
Cellular component (GO): gamma-tubulin small complex; spindle pole; equatorial microtubule organizing center
Molecular function (GO): microtubule minus-end binding; gamma-tubulin binding
Source: RefSeq, a predicted model, not a curated record
AUGAAUUUAAAUUCAAACAUGAAUAUAAAUAACCUUACGUCUACUAAUAUGUUAAAUUCAAAUGGAAUAAAUAGGAAUUUGGUAAAUAUGAAUAAUAUUAAUAAAAUAACAAAAAAUACGAUAGAAAAUGGGAAUACAUAUACUCAUAAAGAAAAUUAUUCUAAUAAAAUUAAUAUAAAUGAAGAUGUUAUGAAUUAUAAUAAAAAUAAUGAAUAUAAUAUAAGAAAGCAAAAUGAACCUAAAGAAAUGAGAAAUAAAAAUGCAAAUAAUUUUGAAGAGAACCUCAAAAAAAAAGAAGAGAAUUUUAAAAGCAUAACACAUUUUGCAAAAUAUUUAUUUUUCAUAGCAAAAAAAAUUGCUUGUACAAAUAGUAAUAAUAGUAACAAUCAAUAUCUAGAUGAUGAAUUACAAAAAUCUCUAGUAAAGCAUUUAAUUUAUAAAUUAAAUAAAAUUCUCUCCUCACUUAUAAAUUUUAAUGUCUUACAAUAUAACGAAAAUGAAAAUAUAAAACAAGAAAUCGAAUAUUUAUGUUUAAAAAAUAGUAAUAUCACUUUAAAUAAAAUACGUAUAAUGCUAAAAAAGUUAGAUGAAAGUAAUAUAAACUACAAGUAUAUUUUGCAUAUAUUAUUAAAGUUAAAAGCAUAUGAAGAUGAAAAUAGAAAUAAUGAAUAUAUAAAUAACAAUGAUCCUGUAUCUCAUUUUAAUGUGAAUAAUAAUUUUCAAAAUGAAAAUGAAAAAAAAAGAAAUUCAUUAAACGAUGAUUCAUUAUCAUUAAAGAAAAAAUAUGUUAAUGAAAAUUUAAAAAGCAUCAAUAAAAAUGUUAUAAUAGAUGAAAAUAUAAAUCACUCUAACAAAAAUACAAGUUUUACCAGCGAAAACAUAAAUUAUAUUAAUAAAAAUAACAUAGAAAGCAGAGAAGAAUAUGGAAAAUCAAGAUUAGCAAAUAAGAAUGAAAAUGGGUAUAGUCUAGCUUUACAAAAUGAGAAAAUAAAAAAUGAAUCUUUACAUAAUAGAGAAAAUGUAAAAAAAGAUAUGCAUGAAAUGAAAAAUAAAAACGAAAAUAUAAUUCAUCAUAAAAAUAAUUUAGUAAAUAAAAGUCUAUAUGCAAAUAUAAUAUUAAAUAAUAAGUUUCAUAAUUUGGAUAUUGAAGAGAAUUUUAUUUUACGAGAUUUAAUAUACCCACUCCAAGGUAUUAACGGAGAAUAUAUAAAAUUUAAUAAAAAAGAAAAUAUUUUUUGUGUAUAUAAUAGAAAAGUUAGUAUAGGAACGCAUCAUUUAAUAAAUAAUAUUAGUAAUGUAGGAAUUUUAUUUAGAAAAAUUAAAAAAUACGUAAAUGUAUCUAACAACGAUAGUAAAAAAAUUAGUAUUUAUGAUGAUAAUAACAGUGAUUUAUCAAAUUAUGAAAUAUCCAGUAAUGAUAAUAGCAAUAUCAAUAAUAAUAAUAAUUAUAUUAAUGAAAAUGUAGAGAAUGAUUUCGAAAAUAAAAAAUUAAUAUGUCCAGACAAGAAUUUAUCAAAAAAUCAAAUAAUAAAAAAUAAAAAAAAUAUAUCUGUUGUUAAAAAAGGAAGUUUAGUUAUUGAUGCAUUAUAUCAAAUCAUAAGAGAAUAUAUAAAUGAAUAUUAUAAAUUAUUAUCAUAUAUUGAGAGUGAUAUUAAUGAGCAUAUACAUAAAAAUACUGUUUAUAUUGGUAUAAAAAAAUUAUACAUAUUAUUACAAGAGUCAUAUAAAAUAUUACGAGUUCUAGUAAAUGUAAUAGAUGAAUCAUUAAGAAAUAUUGGUUGUAAUUUUUUAUCUUUUUUAUAUUCUAAAUCACAAACAUAUGAUUAUGAAGAACAAAAAAUUUAUAAAAAAAUUUUGCAAAAAUGCAUAAAGCCGAUAAAUGAAAUUUUAAAAAAGUGGAUAGAAAAAGGUAUAUUAAAAGAUAAGUACAGUGAAACUUUUAUAUCAACUAAUAAUAAUGUAAGCUCAGAAGAAAUAUGGUUACAUAAAUUUUAUUUAAAUUACAAUAAUAUUCCUUUAUUUUUAAGUGUUAACACAGCUAAAAAAAUAUUAUUAACAGGAAAAAGUGUAUACUUAAUUAAUUUUUUUGGAAAUAGUAAAAAUAUAGGUGAUAAUGAAUAUAGUAAUAAUAAUAAUUCUAACAUUAUGAAUACUAUGAGUAGUAUUAAAAUCCAUAUUAACCAGCGUAAUGGUAUUUUAUCUAAUAAUUCAACUAACAAUAAUAUUAUCUCAAAUAAAGCAUUAAAAAAUAUAAAUAAUCAAAAUAAUAAUGUUUUAGAUAAUUACAGUAGUAGUGAGGAAGAAAAUAUAAUGGAUAUAUUCUCAGUAAACGACAUUAACAUUUAUAUAGAUAAUAUUGAUUAUUAUAUAAAAAAAAUAUCAGAUAAAAAAAAUAAAAAAUUAAUUUCUAUACUAAUAAAGAAAUAUGAUUUGUAUGAUCAUUUUAAAGCAUUUCGUCAUUUUCUCCUAUUAGUUGAUGGAGAUUUAUUCGAAACCAUUUUUGAUAAUAUGAAGACUGAUUUAUACAUGAAUGCAGAAGAAUUAAAAAGGCAUUACUUAAAUAGUAAACUAGACCUAUGUGUAAAAUCAUCUUCUAUUUUUACGUCAAAUCAAAAUAUCAUAAAAAAAUUAACAAUAGAAAAAUUUAAUAUUAAAAGAGGAGAUAUUGGUUGGGAUGUUUUAGUUUUUGAUUUCUUAGUAGAAAAACCAUUAGAUAUUAUAUUUACAAAAAAAAUAAAAAAUAUUUAUAAAAGUAUUAAUGUGCUAUUAAUAAAACUAAAAAAAAUUUUAUGCGAAUUAUCCAAUAUGUGGUAUUUAUUUACACAUUUAUUUAAAAUUAUUAAUUUAGUUUAUUAUAAUUCUGUAUUUACUUAUUGCAACAUUAUAAGAAAUGAAAUGUUUCAUUUCAUUCAAAAUAUUUUAUCAUAUUUUUAUUAUGAUGUCAUUGAUACAAAUUGGCAGGAAUUCAAAAAGAAAAUUUUUUCUUGUAAUGAUCUAGACGAAUUAAUUCAAGCCCAUUACAAUUAUGUAACUCAAAUUCAAUAUGAUUUAUUUCUAGGAAGUUACAAUGACUUAAUUGCCACAUCUCAUAACAACUAUUCUGAGGAUGAAUCUCAUUAUCUGAAUAAUUCAUUAAAUACAGGAAUAAAUGAUUUUUAUAAUUCAUCUAAUGAGCAUCAUUUUUCUUGUAUUUAUAAUAAUAAUGAUAUAAAUGGAAAUAAUAUAAGUAAAUCAAAUAAAAAUAAUAUUGAUAAUGAAACACAUACUUGUUUAAAUAAAAUAUUAGAUAUUAUAACUCGAUUCAUAAAUUUAACAAGUGCGUUAAUCUCAUCUGUUUGUGAAAACUAUGCAGAAAUUAAAAAAUUAACGGAAGAGAGAAAAGAAGAAAAAGGAAGCUUUGAAAACGAUAUUGAUUAUAUUAAUAAUUACAUUAAUUAUAAUAUUAUUGGAGAAAAAACUAUAAAAGAUAUUAAAAUGCUAUUAAAAUAUUAUAGAAACUAUAUUUAUAAAUUUAUUUGUCUUUUGUUAAGUGAAAAUAAAUUUUUGUAUAUAUAUUCAAAAAACAGUAAAAGAGAUAAAUUAUAUUCACUUAGAUUAUUAGCUUCAAGACUAGAUUUUAAUUUAUAUUAUGUUAAUAUAUCAAAGGUCAUGGAAAGUAAAAAUAGUAAACUUAAUAUUUCAAAACAAAUUAAAAUGAUGAACAAAUAA